AUGCACCAGCGAUGGGGAGUUCAAACUCGAAGAAAGCCGAUAUUACUCGCGAAAUUCUGGAGGAGUACGCUCAGCUCACGUACUUGAAUAAAGCCGAAAUACUUCAUAUUUUUAGGCUCUUCAAGUCUUUGGCGCCCCAAGAACUGGUUGAAAACUUUAACCACCGAUUGCCGGCUCAAGAUAUUCUCAAAGUGCUUCCGCAACUUCGGUACAAUCCAUUUCGUGAAUCAAUCCUCCAAGUAUUUUCAUCCGAACAGGAUGGAAGAAUGAGUUUCGAGGACUUGUUGGAUUUGUGUUCAGCAAUGUCGGAUAAAUGUCCCGAGGACGUUCGUGCUGGUUGGGCAUUCCGCAUAUUCGAUUUCGACGGCGACAAUCAGCUGUCGAUAGACGACUUGAUCGAAGCGGUUGAGAGAAUAACAGGUUUCAACCACAAUGGCCGCAUCCGAAUAGACCGGGAUAGCGCGGAAUUUGUGGCUCAAGUGGUACUCGAGGAAUUGGAUCUCGAUCGGACGGGGAGCGUUGGACUUCAGGAAUUCGUGCAUACUGUUGUUAGGAUGCCGGAAUUCGGGCAUACUUUCAGGCUCAAUGCUUGAGGAAUUGCUCAAGGGGGUUUAGACACUUUUUUGAAAAUAUCAUCUUUGCAUUUUGGAGAAAUUUUGAGUAAUAAAAACUUUGCGCCGUGAAUUCUUAGACUAACGGAAAUGAAGGAAAUUUAAUUUAUGGCUGGGAAAAAUUGUUCCUUUUUCAGGAACUGGAUGAAACGAGUUGACGGAAUUUCAAAGGGGGUAAGUAAUUUUAAAAAAUUCUCUGAAAUGCGAGGUGGUUGACAGCUGUGGGCGCCAUCUUGCUUGGAUACCCCCUCCCUCUGGCGGAAGGGACUUCAAAGCUGGCGGCGCCUUCACCUCGUGUUUUUAAAUAUUUCUUUAAAUUAUUUAGUCUCUUCAAAUUGCCGUAAAUCCGCGUCAUUCGAUUGCUAUGAUGUGAACAAAUUUCUGAAGACAUUUUUGCAUUAUGAACUUCUGUUUUUUCAACGAAUUCAUAACGCAAUUUUUUUUCAAUGAAUUUAUCCAAAAGAAAGAACCAUAACAAAAAAUUCUUUCUGUGCCAACGUUUCGAACCACUAGGAGUUUUUCAUCGGGGCAAUUUAUUGAAUCUAAAACCAAAUUACAAAAAAAAAUAGAAUUGAACCUGUUAUUUUUCCAUAGCCGGUAAUUUGAAUUACCACAAGGAUUUGUCUUACAAAAAUAAAAUGUCGCUUAAUUGUUUACCAAAUUA
Molecule: messenger RNA, 1275 nt
Organism: Diachasma alloeum
Lineage: Eukaryota; Metazoa; Arthropoda; Insecta; Hymenoptera; Braconidae
Product: calcium and integrin-binding protein 1
Exons: 5
Coding region: 12-593 (193 amino acids)
Molecular function (GO): calcium ion binding
Source: RefSeq, a predicted model, not a curated record